Molecule: messenger RNA, 3988 nt
Organism: Drosophila biarmipes
Lineage: Eukaryota; Metazoa; Arthropoda; Insecta; Diptera; Drosophilidae
Gene: Top3alpha
Product: DNA topoisomerase 3-alpha
Exons: 6
Coding region: 63-3848 (1261 amino acids)
Biological process (GO): DNA topological change
Cellular component (GO): nucleus; chromosome
Molecular function (GO): DNA topoisomerase type I (single strand cut, ATP-independent) activity; DNA binding; zinc ion binding
Source: RefSeq, a predicted model, not a curated record
CGAUAUAUCUACUCUUCAUAUGGCGCGAUUGAAUGUUUUACUUUAUUGCGAAUUUUGUUUGAAUGAAAGGUGUUUUAAAAUGUUUUCGCACCCUGGUUACCGCAAAUAGAUGCUACUGCGCUAGUGCCGGCCAGGAGAUGAAGUUCCUCAACGUGGCGGAGAAGAACGAUGCCGCCAAAACCAUUGCCGGUUUGUUGUCCAAUGGCACAGCACGCAGGCGCGAGGGCUACUCGGUGUACAACAAGAUCUUCGACUUCGAGGCGCCUGUACGUGGUCAGAAUGCCAAAAUGGUCAUGACCUCCGUUUCCGGCCACAUGAUGCAGCUGGGGUUCAUGGUGUCCUAUAAAAACUGGCGAGUGGUAGACCCGCGCUCCCUGUUCGAUGCUCCGAUAAAGAAGUCCGUGAACCCGGACCAUGAGCCCAUCAAAAGGACCCUGGAGCGCGAGGUACGCGGCUGCCAGGGAUUGAUUGUCUGGACGGAUUGCGAUCGCGAGGGCGAGAACAUUGGCUACGAGAUAAUCAACGUGUGCAAGGCUAUCAAACCUAAUAUUACGGUUUAUCGUGCCACCUUCUCGGAGAUUACCACCAUUGCUGUGCGACGAGCUCUGCAGCAGUUGGGUCAGCCGGACAAAAGGCAGAGCGAUGCCGUGGAUGUACGCUCGGAACUGGAUCUACGGACAGGAGCUGCCAUCACUCGAUUCCAGACCAUGCGCCUGCAGCGCCUGUUCCCCGAGAAGAUCGCCGACAAGCUAAUAUCUUAUGGAAGUUGCCAAAUUCCCACUCUCGGUUUUGUCGCCGAGCGGUACAAGGAGGUUGAGGCGUUCGUAUCCGAGCCGUUUUGGAAGAUUAAAGUCCUGCACACCAUUGACGACCUGACAGUAGAGUUUAAUUGGGCCCGAAACCGUCUCUUUGACAAGGAAGCCUGCGAGAACUAUCUGCUCCUCUGCCUGGCCGAGCCAGCUCCUCGGGCGCUCGUCGAAAGCGUUACCGUCAAACCCAAAAACAAAUGGCGACCCACUCCGCUGGAUACGGUGGAAAUGGAAAAGCUGGGCUCAAGGAAACUCAAGUUGUCGGCCAAGGAAACGAUGACCAUAGCUGAGAAACUUUAUAGCAAGGGUUUCAUCAGCUAUCCCCGCACGGAAACCAACCAGUUUUCCAAGGAGUUCGAUCUGGCGCCACUCGUUGAGAUGCAAACUGGGCAUAGCAACUGGGGAGCAUUUGCCCAGCGGGUGGUUGAGUGGGGCCCAAAUCCCCGGAACGGCAACAAGUCGGAUCAGGCGCAUCCUCCCAUUCAUCCCACCAAAUUGGCGGAAAACCUGCAGGGAAACGAGGCUCGUGUUUACGAACUGGUGGUGCGACACUUCCUCGCCUGCGUCAGCAAAGACGCCGUCGGCUCCGAAACGCUCGUUCACAUUGACAUUGCCGGAGAGAAGUUCACAGCGAGUGGUCUGGUUAUUCACGAACGCAACUACCUGGACGUUUAUGUGUACGACAAGUGGAGUGCCAAGCAAAUUCACCACUACGAAAACGGCCAGCGCUUCGAGCCCACGGAGGUGUCGCUGCACGAAGGAGCCACCACUGCUCCGCCUUUGCUGACCGAAGCGGAUCUGAUUGCACUUAUGGAAAAGCACGGUAUUGGCACGGAUGCCACGCACGCUGAGCACAUAAACACGAUUAAGGAACGUGGCUACAUCGGAGUGCUCGACAAGGGCUUCUUGGUACCCGGAGUUAUAGGAAUGGGUCUCUACGAGGGAUACGAUGCCAUGGAACUGGCUCUGGCCAAGCCCCAGUUGCGUGCAGAGUUUGAAUCGGAUCUGAAACUUAUUUGCCUGGCGCAAAAGGAUCCCAAGGUGGUUUUGAGCGAACAGAUAGCUAAGUACAAGCAAGCCUACCAGCAAAUCACCGACAAGGUCACCGCUAUGGAUGCCAAGAUAGCAGCUCGUAUCAAUGAGACACCUGCGGCUAAUACUUCGGGUCAGGAGGGAUCCGAUCAGAAUCAAGCCACUAUGCAAACGCUCUUUCAGUGUCCAAAAUGCAAUCAGGCUCCGCUAGCACUGAAGGCCAAGAAGAACCAGCAGGGCUGGUACAUUGGCUGCAACAACUUUCCCGACUGCAAAAACGUCGUCUGGAUCCCAACGGAGUGCAAGGACGUUACCGUGCUGGACGACUGCUGUCCCACUUGUGGUGAAGGCCACCGAAUGCUGAAGUUCCGCCUAAGUACGCCUUAUUAUCGCGGUGUAUUCAACACGCCCAGCGGCUGGUACAAGACAUGCCUGCCCUGCGAUAAUCUCUUUCGCACAACGUUCAACAUUAAUUUGGAUUCAGUGAAGAGAGUUGGGGGCAUUGUUGGCGAGGCGAGAGGUGGAGGUUGGGGUCCGGGACCAGGACCAGGAGGAGAAGGCGGCGGAGGUGGUUCCGGAGGAGGAGGUGGCCCUGGAGGUGGAGGGGGCCCUGGAGGAGGAGGUGGCCUUGGAGGAGAAGGGGGCGGUGGUUUAGGAGGUUGGGGAAGCGGACCAGGCGGCGGUGGUUCCGGCAACGGAGGCAAUAGCUCUGGAGGUGCUCGCAAAAAUCCUCCAGCAGCAAAAGGAAAUAAAACGGACAAUGGUCCAAAGAAACCAGUAACAAAGAAACCACUAAGCGAGCCAAAGCAGAAGGCGCCAAAGACUACUGCAAAUAAAAAAAAUCCAAGCAUCAAAUCGUCUGGCGGCAUACGCAGCUACUUCACCAGUGCAGCCACUACGAAUUCACCCACCAACGAACUAGAUGGAUUCUUUGAUAGCAACGAUGGCUUCGAGGAUGCCAUGUUGGCUGCUGCUGACUCCGUGGAAUCGGGAACAAGCCAAUCCCAAACCUCUAAUGUGGUUCCACUGGAUGACGACAUAGCCGCCGCCUUUGCCGCGGACGAUGAUGCUGAAUUCGAGGCGUUGGUGAACGGAGGGAAUGUGCGGGCGCACGGCAAUACGGAUGCUCACCUGGACAAGAGCCUCUCGGAAUGGGUACAGGAACAGGACAAGGCGGACGAAAGGCCCAUGACUUGGGGAAGUCGGGAACGGGCUUCUUAUCAUACGGCUGCUCCCACUCCCCCUCCGAAACCGGCAGCUAAGAGAGCGAGGUGGGACAGUGCCGAGUGGGAUACUCCACCUACUCCGGCUAUCGAGCCGGAAACAGUUCUCUGCACUGGAUGCCAGCAGCCAGCUCGUCAGAACACUGUUCGCAAGGAUGGUCCCAACCAGGGCCGGUUAUUUUACAAGUGUCCAAAUCCUGAUGAGUGCAACUUUUUCCAGUGGGCUGAUGAGCCAGCUUCGUCAUCCAGGAGCAACAAUUCCUUUGACAGUUCCGCUCGGGGCACAACCAGUGCCUCCUCCUGGGGCACAAAUCGAGUGGUCACACUUCCUAGUAUUCAGCAAAGCAACUCCCAGCGUGGCCAAUCAUCUAUGCGAUCCAACUCUAGCAGCACUGUCACCAUCACCCAAACUAAAACGAAGCAGCAGGAGAGGAAGACCGCGUCUACGACUCCAGGCGAUGGGGAUCAGGUGAUGUGCAACUGCGGGCAGGUGGCCAGCAGCCUGACAGUCCGAAAGGACGGGCCCAACCAGGGUAGACCCUUUUUCUCGUGUCCCACGCGAGAGAAGUCCUGCGGUUUCUUCAAAUGGGGCGAUGAGGACCAAAACCAAGGUGCCAGUAGUAGUUCUAGUUCCGCUUGGGGAUCGUCCAAUCGUAAUCCUGCCGGACGUGGUCAACCUGCGGCUUCCACAUCGGAUGGACCAAAGUCCCGUCGCUGUGGACUUUGUCGGAAGGAAGGACACACAAGGACCAAAUGUCCUCGCAAGAAUGACUUUGAUAUGUAGCUGGGAGUCCAACUAAUUGCCACAGAAAAAAUAAGCCAAUACUUGUGGAGAUGUAUAUUCUUGUACAUUGUAUAUAAAGUAAAUAAAAAUUAAGUUGUUUUUUUUAAGGAACUAAAAUAAUAUAAAUUUUCACAUGGUAU